Molecule: messenger RNA, 1374 nt
Organism: Nematolebias whitei (Rio pearlfish)
Lineage: Eukaryota; Metazoa; Chordata; Actinopteri; Cyprinodontiformes; Rivulidae
Product: core histone macro-H2A.2
Exons: 9
Coding region: 233-1345 (370 amino acids)
Biological process (GO): nucleosome assembly
Cellular component (GO): nucleosome
Molecular function (GO): structural constituent of chromatin; DNA binding; protein heterodimerization activity
Source: RefSeq, a predicted model, not a curated record
AUGAAUUUUUUCCCUUUGCAGCAUCAGUAGCUCUCAGCCCACCUCCAGCCAGGCUACGCUGUUCCUCUCGCUGCCACUGUUUUUUUCUCCAAGGUUGGGGACCGACGUUAAAUUACCUCCACGAAGGGCAGCGACUCCACGAGCCCGUAAAUAAUAAUAAUAAUACAAACAGCAGCGUCUUCGCAGGAGCUGCGUCGCGAGAGAGGAGGAGGAAAAACAAAACCAGAGCACGAUGUCGGCCAGAGGAGGGAAAAAGAAGGUCACCAAGCUGUCCCGAUCAUCCAGGGCAGGGGUCAUCUUCCCUGUGGGGAGGAUGAUGAGAUACCUGCGCACAGGUACGCACAAGUACCGCAUCGGCAUGGGAGCACCUGUGUACAUGGCAGCUGUCAUCGAGUACCUGGCAGCUGAGAUUCUGGAGCUGGCAGGAAAUGCGGCACGAGACAACAAGAAAGGUCGAAUAACUCCCAGACACAUCAAACUGGCUGUGGCCAACGAUGAGGAGCUCAACCAGCUUCUACGGGGAGUGACCAUAUCAAACGGAGGUGUUCUGCCUCGCAUCCACCCAGAGCUGCUCUCCAAGAAGAGAGGAGGCCGGGUGAAGGUGGACACCCAGACGUCUGCGCCCGAGAAGCAGCAGGAGCGCUCCAAGAACAAGAAGGUCGUCAAAUCCUUUAAAAAGUUCAAAGGGAAACGAGGCCGCAAGCCAAAGAACACGGAGAGCAACAAAGAGUCUGUGCCGAGUUCUUCUGUGGAAGAUGGACCAGGAGACGGAUUCACCAUCCUGUCAGCCAAGAGCCUGUUUCUUGGACAGAAGCUCUCCCUGACAGAGAGUGAGGUCAGUAAGAUCGGAACUAUCAAGGUGGAGGGAAUCAUAAACCCAACGAACGCAGAGCUGGACCUCAAAGAUGGAGUCGGAAAUGCACUGGAGAAAGCUGGAGGCCGAGAGUUCCUGGAGGCCGUUAAGGAGCUGCGCAAAGUGCAGGGGCCUCUGGAGGUGGCAUCAGUGGCAGUGAGCCAGGCCAACGGUAUGGCAGCCCGCUUCGUCAUCCACUGUAACGUCCCACAGUGGGGCUCGGAGAAGUGCGAGGACCAGCUGGAGAAGCUGGUGAAGAACUGCCUCUCAGCAGCUGAGGAGAAGAAGCUGAAGUCCGUGGCCUUCCCAUCACUUCCUGCCGGACGGAACGGUUUUCCAAAGCAAACGGCCGCUCAGCUCAUCCUGAAGGCCGUCUCCAACCACUUCGUGUCGUCCACCAGCUCCUCUCUGAAAAACAUUUACUUUGUGCUGUUUGACAGCGAGAGCAUUGGAGUAUACCUACAGGAAAUGGCCAAGCUGGACAGCAAGUGAGGAUCGCUUUCCUUUCUGGGGUGGGGGGG